Messenger RNA from Mya arenaria, 4668 nucleotides. RefSeq lists its product as uncharacterized. NCBI's taxonomy places the organism in Eukaryota, Metazoa, Mollusca, Bivalvia, Myida, Myidae. The record is from RefSeq and is a predicted model, not a curated record. The transcript is spliced from 4 exons. Bases 3046 to 4098 code for a protein of 350 amino acids.
AUAUUGGCAUGAAAUAUCAGUAAGCAGGGAACCAGACUACUGUGCUGUAUGAGUGUCAAUAGGAACACCUAGGCCAGUAUUGUAAACAAAGCAACCGAGGAAAGUCAAUGCGUCACAGGCAAGCGCAACCAGUAUCACUCAAAUCGAAUAAUGUUACAGCUCCUUCUAACCAAAUCAGUGAUGGAGAAGGGACUCAAACCAGCAAAAAUGUUGUUGCUCAAGAUGACCAUAAGCAAACUGAACAUGCUGUCAAUUGACAGGGCCCGGUUCUAAAUGUAACACAUCCAGGGGUUUAUAUACUAUAUUGAAUCUACAAAGUAUCAUGUUUUAUUCAUUCCUGAUUAUAUGUACGAAUACACUCUUGUAGUUCAUUGGUUGCGUUUCACCGACAUUAAUGAUUGAACAUCUGACACUUACUGAGCUAUUACUCCGUUAAUGUUAACGAAGUCCAGAACAUCAGGAAUGCCAUCUGUUGACCAGUAUGGCCUUUUCAAAUUGACAUCGCUAUAAGUUUGUCACCCCUAAAUAAAAAUGCAUCCAUCGUUUCCCCAUUCCAGUUUGUUGGUUGAAUUGUAUUGGAUGUUACUAAUGCGCACUAAUUUGCUACACAUUGUCUCCCUCUGCUACAAAACACUUUGCUCCUUGAUGCCUAGUAGCUUUUGCUUGGAACAUGGUGUGAAAUCUAAAAAUUGAUUACAAAAAACUGACAAGAACUGUAUUUUAACUGCAUUUGAAUCAGCAUUAUUUGAUUCCCAACCAUUUUGACUUAGCAACUUCAGGGAGCAAAAAUUCUUAUCCAAAUCACAAUAUUUCAGUGCCUUAAGUCUUGAUUUUUCUACAAAUAUUAGAUAUCCAAUACCACAUUAAAUGCAAGCUAUUUUAACUAGCUAGUAUGGUAUAGAAGUAUUAGUAAGACUCAUUUAUUUAUCAAAAUGUUAUCAUAAAUAUCCUAUAAGUUUGAUAAGUAAGUUAUGGAAAAAAUCAGUUUUAUUAGGAUAAGACUUAAUUCACUUAAGAAGCUACUGCAAUAACUUAUAUCGCCUUAGAAUAUCAAAUAUUAAGGUAAUCAUUUAACUUCUUUAAGCACAAGUUACAAUACAUAACUAGGAUAAGGAAUAUUUCAUAAGUAUUUAAGAAACCGAACAAAUAAAAACACCUAAAAACUGUAUUCUUCAGAUGUGGCGUAAAUAAAUCUUCAAAAUUAUUUGGAUUUCAUAGUUUUUAACAUGUACAUGUAUAAUGCUUACUGUUGUUGUUUUCUUGUUUAAACCAUAUUUGAUUAAUAAACUGCCAUUGUAAGUGAUUUCAUUUCACACUGUAUUAGAUCGAAAUAGUUUAUAUCUUUAUUUGAGUCUCGUCCAUAUACAUACUAAAAGUUACAUGCAGCACAUAAAACAAGUAUAUGGCCUUUCUAUACAGAAUUACAACAAGAGACUAUUUGACAAAUAAACAGAACAUAUGAUUACAAAAUAAAAUACUGUUUUGCUAUUAAAAUAGUUUGUGGUUAGGAUGGGAAUGUGUAAGCUUACGUUGUCAACCGGCAUUAUGCAGGUCCAUGUCAUCCGAGGAUGGGCCAAUGGGAUACCACGGGAUUUUGACACAUCCAGAACACGUCGGGUAAUCAUUGGAGCCAUAACAUUUUGUUAUGUGUUGAAAAUGCUCCAACGCGUCUUCCGUUAUAGUGCCAAUGAGUGGAAUAUGGAUGUAAACAGUGAGUAAGGUUUCUUAAUUUCAUUUUUAGAGGUUUAUACGAGUAAAUUUAAAAAAAAUGGAGAAUGUAGUUCCACAUAGGAAUGGCCAUGAGUUGUUCUAAAUGUAAACGUUCUGAAUAAAAUUUAAUAUCUGAUCGUCUAGAACUUGCAUAACUUGCUAGACGUUAGUGUUGACAACGUAAAAAUCUGGAUUUUCGUAAUAAUUGUUCUCGUACCUUAGGUUUAAGCAUUUUCUUUACAUGUGUGUGGCUUAUUUAUUGACAAAAGGUUGCCGCGUUACAAAUUUUAGAACUUUAUUUGUUAUACUUGCUGCACCAUGCUCGAUUUUCUGAACGUUGUGGUGCCAAUGAAUAGGUUGUGGUGCUCAUGAAUAGUAAUUUAGUAGGAAGCGAAUUGUGAAAAAACUGUAGCAAUUUCAUAACAUGAAAAUUAACAAUUAACUGAAUUAAUAUCAUGAUCGAUCUUUUUAAAGUAUGACCUACUACCACACAGCUUCGCGGACUUUAAGGUUCAUUUGGUGUCUAAUAAAUUAAUUCUUGAUAGCAAAUGGUCGUCGUAAUUCUAAUUCUGUAUUUGCAGGUAUUAUAAGGCAAAACUAAAGAUUGUGUUUACAUAUUUUCAAAUGGGUGUCUUUAAAGGAAAAAGGAGGCGGGGCUAUUCAUGUCGAGGAAAUAAUCACUCAGUAUUUCAAAAUUUGCAAGAAAAAAUAUUUUACAGUCAUCUACCUAAAUAAACAAGCAAUCCCUUGCCAUCUCAGAAAAAAAGAUUCCUUCGUUUGCAUUGGAUGAUUUCACUUUUGUGGCUAGAUAAUUCAGCAUGUAUUACUGGCGGCGAAAGAAACCGUGCUCGUAUUUUUUUUCUAAUGCUGCACGGGAGGAAUCUUUUUUUCAGAUCAGAUAUUAAAUUUUAUUCAGAACGUUUACAUGUAGAACAACUCAUGCCAUUCCUGUGUGGAACUAGAUUCUCCAUUUUUUAAAUGUACUCGUAUAAACCUCUAAAAAUGAAAAAUAAGAAACCAUACUCACUGUUUACAUCCAUAUUCCACUCAUUGGCACCAUAACGGAAGACGCAUUGGAGCAUUUUCAACACAUAACAAAAUGUUAUGGCUCCAAUGAUUACCCGUCGUAAAGAAGGAUUGGUUCUUUACGUUUAUAUAGCAGUUAUAUAACUUGAUAUAAACUUCUUUCAGUCGUUGGUGUCUGUAUGCACCUGUCGCUCUUUAGCUUUAAAAAUUAAAAAAGAAAAAAUGAAAGGCAUACAGUUUCAUUAAUCAUUGGUACUGAAUGAUUACUUUAGAGAAAUUAUUAAAUUAAUUAUUUAAAGAAAAACUCAAAUGGAUAAUUCAAUAUGUGAUGGCGUCGUGGGAAGGGAUUUUUAUGUAAACCCAAGCACUGGACAGAAAAAGUGUUGUCAACCCUUAUGUGACAGAAAUGAGAAAGCUUGUGUAAAUCGGUGUCCAUCGUUCAUCCACAGUACGACAGAAGUGUUAACAACGCUGUCUCCCGCUGCGUUCGUAGAAAAUGAAGGCAUCUCCACUGAACUCGUUAUUAUACUCAUCGUGUCAUUAAGUGUUCUAAUUAUUGCAUUAAGUUUAUGUGUGGCUUGGAAGCACAAAGAAAUCUACAAAUUCAUCACAAAUUUAUGGGGGGAAAUCAGAACAACGACACCAGGCGUUCCUCCUUCUGAUUCCAACCAAGAGGAAAUAUGUCUGAUUAACAUUGAUCCUUUGCCGUUGAAUCCCGGCGCUCCAGGCUUCGAUCCAUCUGUCUCUGUCGCUGGACCCUUAACCCCGGAAAAUGACCCAGGGACUGAGGACAGUCACGACACCGACAUUACAGACACGGCAUCUGUCAACAACGAUCAUGCUUCAACGAAUUUGGGACGACCAGGUGUGACAAAAGAUGUGGAUUCGCUGCAAAAUGAUGAAGCCGUGGCAAGGGAGUAUCAAUCUGAAGAAGACGGUAUAUCUGCUAAUGCGAAACGCAAUAAAGACAAUGAACAGACCAGGGUGAAAAAGCAAGUCGGAAUGCAACUUGGGGGAACAAAGCCUUUGGAUGGUGAAGACGAGGUCACCUACACCGACACUGAUCAACCAGGACGGAGCUCCACCACACUUGGGAGCAGCAGCGAAAAAACAUUGCAAACCAAUCAAAGCACAAAUCAAUUCCCAGAAUACUCUUGCCCAUUAUCAAACAAAAACAAUCCUGUGUCAACUCAUUCUAACGAGACCGGGCUAGCUCAUUCCACGAUGACCGAAGAACAGAGGAGAAGAGACACCAACCCUCCUUCAGACACCAGCACUGUUGCUCAAGAUACUGAAGACGGGUUUAAACAAACUGAAAAUGUGCUCAAUGGACAAACCCCGUUUUCAAAUGUUAUUUCUUAAGUGGUUGUGAUAAUAAUGUUGUGUCAUCCCAUGUGAUCUGUUUGAUUUAUAUUUGUAAAUGAUCUGUUAUAAUGUGUCUCUGUUUUUGUACAUAUGUCGCUAUUUCAGCAUGCUUAGCAUUAUAUUUGUGUGAUUGAUUUUAAAACAGUAAAAGUUUAGAUUCAUUUUAUAUAAGUCAAUAUUCAUUAUAGUUCAUUAUUUUGCAAAUAUAGUACAUCGUAUGUAUUCAUAAAUCUUCCACAUGCGACUCAUAACGAAAAGGUAUGUUUUGUUACCUUUGAAUAUUGCUCACCUAAUUGGUUCUGUGGUUCCAAGUAUUUUUUACAUAUUUCUUUGGUUGUGUAUAAAAUGCUCAGUAGUUAAGGAAUUGUGUUGCUAUUCUGCUAUUAUUGCCUGAUAUACUGUUAUAAAUAUGCUAUUAUUCUGCUAUUUCUGCCCCAUAUACCAUUAUGCAUGGGAAUUGCAUUUUAAAAUAACGAUUGCAUAUGUUCAUAUUCCCAUGACCGUUGGUCUUUCAUUUAAACAUUGUUACAUUGCAUUGUUUAUAAAAAUAAAUAAUAUUUAUUUCUU